This is a messenger RNA of Salmo salar (Atlantic salmon), 537 nucleotides long. RefSeq names its product fibroblast growth factor receptor homolog 1-like. Gene Ontology annotation, molecular function: ATP binding; vascular endothelial growth factor receptor activity; growth factor binding. The record is from RefSeq and is a predicted model, not a curated record. Gene Ontology annotation, biological process: cell migration; endothelial cell differentiation; positive regulation of cell migration. Lineage: Eukaryota; Metazoa; Chordata; Actinopteri; Salmoniformes; Salmonidae. Gene Ontology annotation, cellular component: plasma membrane; signaling receptor complex.
UAUUGUUUAUUUAGCAUUGAUUGUUUCUGCAUCUUGUCCCAUGGUAAAAAGUGGAAAGGUGGUUUUGUGUGUAUUUUAUUUCCCUUUCCUCCAGCUCCUUACAUGCUGAUCCUAGAGUCGGUGAGCAGUGGGACACUGCGCAGUUUCCUUCAAGUGAAUCAAGACCAACUGAGCAGGGACAGUCAACUGCAAAAUCUCUUCACCACAGCAGCAUAUCACAUUGCCCAUGCCAUGAGACACCUGUGCUCUAAAAUGGUGGUGCACUGUGACCUAGCCCUGAGGAACAUUAUGGUGAACCAUUUUCCCAAAGAGGUGAAGCUGGCAGAGUUUGGACUGGCCCAAGACCUGACUCACAAAAGGAGCCAUCGCAGCAGCUGCAAAGGGAACCACAUGCAAAGUGUGCCCCUGCGUUGGUAUCCCCCAGAGUACUUCAGAAACAACUACUACAGCUUCAAAGGGGAUGUCUGGGCAUUUGGCAUUGUGCUGUGGGAGAUGCAAACAUUUGGUAAGAUGGAAAGAGCACCUGAGAUGAACUGA